Tigriopus californicus is the source of this 2999-nucleotide messenger RNA. RefSeq lists its product as uncharacterized. The transcript has 4 exons. NCBI's taxonomy places the organism in Eukaryota, Metazoa, Arthropoda, Copepoda, Harpacticoida, Harpacticidae. The record is from RefSeq and is a predicted model, not a curated record. Bases 13 to 2904 code for a protein of 963 amino acids.
UUUGUAUCAGUUAUGAUGGGGCAUUUGAAUCACCCAAAUAUGCUGGUGUCUGUGCGACAUAUUCUAUUCCAAUACUUGUUCCAUUCCUGUUGGGUUCAAGCUUGGGGUUCCCAAUUGUAUCUGAGCCCAAUUCACUGUGGAAACGGCACCCAGCUUGGCCUCGAGAUUCUGCGUUUUGAAAGGGGCAUGGAACUAUCUCGGAUCUGUUCCAAUCUUCAAGUCAACUUACUGGACACACCCACAGGCUAUGGAUUCACAUUCUCAGUCUAUUACGCUACAAUGACGGGGUUGCCAUGGCCAGACAACGUUAACGGAACCCCAGGUUUCACCCUUUUGGGUGAUAUGGCUUUGAACGGCCAGGUUCUGUCUUUGGGGGCACUCAAAGUUCCCGACGACGCCCCCUGUGGAAGUGCAGAGAUCACCGUGAUAAUGAAGGAUAAUACCGAGACCUUUUUAGACUAUAGUGCCAGGCUUGGUCAUUUGAAUUGCUCUAGACCCUCCGAUUUGGACCUUGCUUUGGUGGUAACUAACACGAAUUCAACUGGGACGAAUGAGACCGUAUUGCUUGAACCCGGCGAAAUCAACCCACUUCGCUCAUUAGGCAUUAGUUCCAUCCAGGUCGUGGCAGAAAAUGGAGAUCAUUUCGAGUCCACCUCGUACUUGUCAGCGUUUCCGGUGUUCAUUGGAAUUUACAAUGAUUGGCAUCUUGUGAAUCAAAAUUCCACUAAUGUCCCUAUGAAUCAGAUUUUGGCAGAGAUAAAAACCAACUUCACUCUAGCCAAUGCAACCAAAAGGAUGUAUUUCAUUACUCACAGCGACCUUCUUCAUACGGGAACCGUCUAUGGUGCGUCUGUGAAAACAACCGGCAAAUUGCCCAAUAUCACUAGAUCCUCGGGUCUUGAAUUGGAUCUUGAAGCGACUAGAAUCCCCUCAAAGAGCCGGUACUUGGAUACACGUUGCAUGAACCCGUUCCUCGUGGUAAUCCUGGAUCCUUUCCACGAGAUUCCUGACAUGAACCGGUCGAACAACAUUGCGGUAUUCCCAAUAUCACAAGAUUGCAACUCGUCUUUGGCGUGGGAUCAUAUGAUGGAGAUGGAGGAGUCGAACUGUUUAGCUCUGCCUGAUUACUUAACGCAAGGGGACAAUGCUCUUCUGCGAAAUGGUCCCAUGGAAACGCAUAGUCAAAUCGAAUAUAUUGGUCGAAAGGACGGCUUCCGACGCCUCGAUCAACAUUUUGUCAGCAGGGUAACAUCUCUUCAGAGAGCAAACAUACAGACAAAAAUGGUGGUCCAUGAUGUACGCAAUAAUUGCGAUGCCGUUCGAUCCAUCACCAACGCCAUGGAAGGCUCUAAUACGUCCAUAUUCAACCAAGUCGAAAAAACGCUCGAGUCAAUCGUGACCAGUUUUGAAAACACGAACCAAGACCGCCAAGCUGACAAGAACAAUUUGACUCAAGCUCUCAAUACGAUGCUGGACACCAUGAACGUGAUUCUCGAGACUCCCAAUCUCAAGAACAAAUUAACUGAUACCGUAAUUAGCGCUCUCGGAGGAAGGCAAUUUCAUAUGAGCCCUAGGCAUCAUACUCGACAUCGCCGUCAAGCUGAUAAUAACUCGGACGAGUCUCCUCCAAUAGCGGAUUAUCCUGAGCAUGGCAUGGGGGAUAGGAUGACUCCAGCUCUGAUGUUAGCCUUUGGGGCUCAGGCCUUAGUCAUUGAAGGUGAGGAAUUCCAUGAUUUGAACCUCGUCACUGAGCUCUCGAAAUGCAUUCGGAUGAUGAUUUGGACCCCUGAGCAGAGUCCCGAGGGCGAGCUGUGCUCUUCGAUGCCGCUGGAGCUGCGUUCCUCGUGGGCAAAUGUGGUGUCCAACAUUAUGAAACAGCAAUUCAUCACCCUGCCAAACGAAAUGGAAAGCUUUGAAGUAUUGAUGGAUGAGUUGGAGCGUUACGAUUGGAGUACCUAUGCCUCACGAUUAGCGCUACCAUUGGAUAUGGACACGUUGAAUGAAGUGCUGGGCCACGUGGCAGAGGCCAUGGAAAGGGCUAUUGAAUCCCUGGAAGAGCAAGAUGUGAAUGCUGUUGUCUUUUUUCAAGCUUUAAAGGGUUAUCUAGAUGGAAUGGAAAAUGAAGCGAAGCAAGAAGUAUUGACUUUGGCCCAGCGCAUUCAAGGAGAAGCCAUCAAGCAGAAGCGAAUCCGAGGCAUGAGCGGACAAAAACCAUCCCACAUGGAGAUUUGCGAACUAAUCUUGGGACAAACCCUCUCACGGAAUGUCAAGUUGGAAACGGAUAUGGGAACCACUAGUGGUCAAAUGGGUCAAGAUUCAAUGCCCAGUCCGUCAAAUCAAGUCAGCCCAGUCGUUUGGAGAACGGAUGGAAAAACGAAAUCGCUCUUGAGAGGCGAGUACAAUCCCUUUCUCGGGCAAUGGCUUUGGAAUCGGAUAGCAAAAUGCUCCUGUGAGCAUGAAGUUCGAUCUGGGUGUCCAGCCCUCCCUCCCAUGAGCAACGAUGAGGGGCCUAAUCAUCAUCCUGGUUACGUUUCUAAUGAAGACUCGUGGAAUGAUCCCGGAAGGUUUGACUUUGACCUGGGUGGCAAGGGACCCAACCGCGACCAAAAGGAUCGGGAUCAAAACAACCCACAAAAUUCUUGGGGCAGCGACCAGGGUCAUAUUGAUCCAUGGAAUUCGAAUGAUGACGAAACGGAUGAUUCCAACGAAGAUUCAGUGCCAGGAAAUGAAUCAAAUAAUAGAAAUAGGAACAGGAACAGGAAUCGAAACCGAAAUAGAGGCCAAAGCGGUCGGGAUCGGGAUAAUCCUAAUGAAACUGUAAAUGAAGAUGAAGAUAUUGAAAGUGAUCCGCGUCCCCCAAGCCGAUCAAACCAACGACCACGAAAUAGGCGGAGAAACAAUUGAGAAGACGACGUCACACUCGAGCUCUUGCUCUUGUAAUUGAUAAUAAUCAUUGGUAGUUGAGCAUUACUUUGAAAUAUAAUUCUUUUUGAGUUCAA